Fomitopsis serialis is the source of this 1164-nucleotide messenger RNA. RefSeq lists its product as uncharacterized. The record is from RefSeq and is a predicted model, not a curated record. The transcript has 3 exons. Lineage: Eukaryota; Fungi; Basidiomycota; Agaricomycetes; Polyporales; Fomitopsidaceae. Bases 1 to 1164 code for a protein of 387 amino acids.
AUGCCCAGCCGUAUGCAUGAGGGCAUGGUGUACUAUUUCGCCUCCAAUCUCAUGCAUCUAUUUUCAGUACCUCUCUCGAAAACAGGUGGUAGGAUGGCCCACAACCUGGAGUGGUCCCCUAGGUUUAAAUUGAAGCCCUCCAUCGGCGACGCGAUCAUACCGGAUGCGUCAUUUCUGUUGGAUUUGGGCGGGUCGCUGCACCUGGUGGCCGGUUUGGACGUUUGUUCCACUCAGAGCGCGCCGAAUGUAACGGAGAAGUGGGCUAGAGCGAUAGACUCCGCAUGCCAGCCCGCUGUGGCCAUAUUCCUGGUAUUCAUACCAGAACAGGCGCACGAUACCCUCCAGACGCCUAUGAGCCACCACUGGCAACGGUGCGAGGCACCGGGGCGUCACUCAAACGCCAUGUUCAGGCUUCUCAAGUGCUCCAAACCUAUGGGCAAGAAAUGGGGCCGGGGACUUAUUGAGGCGCAGCCUCUGGUCAACCCGGACUGGGGCUUCCGCAAACAGCCCACCCGGAACGCUUACGGCUUCAGACCGGGCACCACGCGAGGACGGCGCAAUGAUCCGCCAAUCGGUGAGGUCAGGGUGGGUGGGGCUAGGAUCCAUGGCGGGCAGCGAGCGUACUUCGUCGUCGCCAAUCAUAACAACUACCCCGUCAUCUCCCAAGCUGCAGACGAGAAGUGGCCGCUACCGCGUCUGUGCGAGGAGUUACCUUGCGUGGAGCUUCGCCAUGACAUCGGUCAGGACGGGGUCAGCGGCCUCGCUUCCCCGCAAGCCGUCUCUCAGAUUUCUUGGGAGUUAAAGAAGGUGGUAGAAACAUCGCUCAUUAUGUUCAGAGCGAUUGGGCCGACUCCGGAUGAGCGGCAGUGGGAGAUGCUCAUCGCGGGGCGCAACAGCGUCAUACUCAAUUUCCUCAUGGACCGCCUUCAUGGCUAUCCGCACGACGCUGUCACGCUCGAAGAGGACGAUCCGCUCUUCAUUGUAGCCACGCAAGACCCACGGCUGGUGACGUUGAGUGCGGAAGAGAGCAUCACGGCUAUCUUGCGUGUCGCGCUCAAUCGCCUGCGAGACUUGGUCUCAACGCACGCAGGAGAUAGGUUCAGGGAGAUGGUACAGAGGAACGGCGCUGGCGGCUGGGCUCGGGGGCCAAACGAGAAUCGAUGA